Messenger RNA from Impatiens glandulifera, 639 nucleotides. Its product is annotated as cysteine proteinase inhibitor 1-like. The record is from RefSeq and is a predicted model, not a curated record. The coding region runs from base 1 to 639 and encodes 212 amino acids. Lineage: Eukaryota; Viridiplantae; Streptophyta; Magnoliopsida; Ericales; Balsaminaceae. Gene Ontology annotation, molecular function: cysteine-type endopeptidase inhibitor activity. The transcript has 2 exons.
AUGGCUUCCCAAAUUCAUCAUCAUUCUAAACAAUUCAUUCUCAUUGUAUUAUUGUCCUCUCUAUUUUAUUUCACGGUUGACUCGACUAGCCGUGGUGGAUGGUCGCCAAUCAGUAACCCCAAUAAACCGAUAUUUGUGGUGAUUGGAAAGUUUGCGGUAUCAGAGCACAAUACUGAAGCUAAGACAAAUCUUAAGUUCGUUAACGUAGUGAAGGGAGACAUUGAAGUGGCUGUCGGUGCCGGUACCGAAUAUCGUCUUGUGAUCGCAGCGAAGAAUGGAGGCGUCAUUGGGAAUUAUAAGGUCCUUGUUUUAGAGACAGGAGGGACUACUAAAUAUCUCUCUCUAUUUUCUUUCAAGGUCAACUCGGCCUUGAUAGGUGGAUGGACGCCAAUCACUAACCUCAAGAACUCGACUAUUGUGAGUGUUGGGAAGUAUGCGAUAUCAGAGCACAACAUUCAGGCCAAAACAACUCUUGAAUUCAAUAGCGUGGUGAAAGGAGACACUCAAGUGGUAGCUGGUAUCAAAUAUCGCCUCGUGAUUGCUGCCAAGGAUGGAAUUGUGGUUGGGAAUUAUGAGGCCAUUGUUUUGGAUAUACCAUGGAUUAAAUUCCGAAAACUUUUUUCCUUUACCAAAUUGUAA